Messenger RNA from Humulus lupulus (European hop), 668 nucleotides. RefSeq lists its product as uncharacterized. NCBI's taxonomy places the organism in Eukaryota, Viridiplantae, Streptophyta, Magnoliopsida, Rosales, Cannabaceae. The transcript is spliced from 2 exons. The coding region runs from base 176 to 415 and encodes 79 amino acids. The record is from RefSeq and is a predicted model, not a curated record.
UCCAAUUUCUACAAAAAUUAAAAAAUUCAAUAAAAUUUCUCCCUGGUUUCUCUCUGCAACUUUUUUUUCCUUCUAAAACCUUCUUCCACCGCUGAAUAUCUACUACUCGUGGUUUCUUUGUCAAUAACAAGAUCUAAAACCCUUUCCCUCUUUGAGAAUCAAAGACAACAAAUUCAUGAAUCCACGAACAGACAAGUUAGUGAGGAGGACGACUAUGGUGGCUACCGUCACUGCUGCUUAUUUUCUCUUAACCGCCGACUAUGGCUCCCAACCAAAUGCUCUCGACCCUGUUAAGAAGGCCAUAAAGUCGGCAGAAAAUUUGGUGAAGGAAUACAUCUUUGGACCAAAGACUCAAUCUCAAGAAAGUCAAGUGGAGAAGCUGGGCUCUAACAACAGCACCAAGAAACAACCAUAGUUUAAUAAAAAGUAAACUUUGCAUAGAAACACCCGGGGUUUGAGUAAAUUUUUAUAGUUUUUUCAAAAUGUGAAGCUGUUUUGGGCUCAGUUGGUUUCUUGUAGCUUUAUUCAACUUUAUCUUAAAACAUACACCUUAACACCAGUUAUCAACCAUGACAUGGUUUUUUUUCCUUGGCCAUCAUCUCACCCCUAGUUUUUAUUCAUUGUCAUACAUUUCAAUAAUCUUUGGAAGUACAAUUUUUUUUUUCGUC